AUGCAGGUAUCUAUUGGUACACACAAUCUGGGUGUGGUCGAAGCUUCAGUGGCCGACACUGCUGACUAUGACCUCAUCCUGGGGUUCACUGAGCUACGGAGGCUCAAACCCACCAUACAAUGGGAUAUGGGCCAGCUAGAGUUCAAGACUCAGGAGCAGGACCGACCCCCAAGGAGACCCCCUGAAGCAGCAAGAGCAGGGGACCUAACCAUGAGGAGACCAACCCUUCAUGCUCUAGAAGAUGGACCCAUAGGGUUCAUGCUGUUGGAGGAGCCACCAUCAUCACUCCUGGCCUUUGGUUUUGUACCUACAGGCACAGACAAAGGAGUCGAGAUGGAGGUGGAGGUAGACAAGGUGGUGACAGCUGCAGACAUACCAAAGCCAUACCAACACCUGCGAGAUGUGUUUGAUGAGGUGGAAGCAGACAAGCUGCCCCAUCAUACCGAGCAUGAUCUCCACCUCGAGUUGAUAGAAGGAGGUAAGCCACCUCAAGGGCCCCUAUACCUUAAGGGACCCAAGGAGAUGUCCGAGUUGAGGAGAUACUUGGAUGAGAACCUCGAGAAGGGGUUCAUAAGACCAUCGAAGAGCCCGGCACAAUCACCAGUGCUCUUCGUACCAAAGAAGGAUGGAGGUCUCAGACUCUGUGUGGACUACAGAGGUCUCAACGAGAUCACUGUCAAGAACAGGGCACCAUUGCCCCUCAUCGAGGAGCAGCUGUUCUUACUCAGGAAGGCAAGGAUCUAUACCAAGCUAGACCUUAGAGCAGCAUACAACCUCAUCUGGAUUGCUAAAGGAGAUGAAUGGAAGACAGCUUUUGGCACUCAGUUGGGACUCUAUGAGUAUCUAGUGAUGCCCUUUGGCCUAGCCAAUGCUCCAGCUCACUUCCAGUCAUUCAUCAAUGACAUCUUCCAAGACAUCAUUGGGAUAUAUGUGGUAGUAUACCUAGAUGACUUCCUGAUCUUCAGUGACACUGAAGAAGCACAUGUGAAGCAUGUCACUGAGGUCCUCACUCGCUUAAGGAGCAACAGGCUCUUUGCUAAGCUGUCAAAGUGUGAGUUCCACACCAAGACAGUCGAGUUCCUGGGGUACAUCAUCAAGCCAAUGGGCAUAGAGAUGGACCCAGAAAAGGUGCACACUGUCAAGGAGUGGCCAAUGCCAGAGUCAAUCCAUGACAUCCAGAGGUUCCUGGGUUUUGCCAACUUCUAUCAAAGGUUCAUAGCCCACUUUGCUCACAUAGCCAAGCCCUUGACAGCACUGGUAAAGCCUAUAGAACGGUUCAAGAAGUUUGAGCUACCAGAGGAGGCCCAACAGGCCUUCCACAAGCUCAUCCAGGCCUUCACAUCAGCAGGAGUGCUUCAGCACUUCGACUACCACCUUCCAACAAGGUUGGAGACUGAUGCAAGUGACUUUGCUAUAGCAGGAGUACUCAAGCAGGAGCAUGAAGGACAAUGGCAUCCAGUGGCCUUCUACUCUAGGAAGAUGUCUUCUGCUGAGAAGAACUAUGAAAUCCAUGACAAGGAGCUCCUAGCUGUGGUCGCCUGCCUUACUCAGUGGCGACACAUGCUAGCUGGACUACCAAGUCAACUGGUCAUCCUCACUGACCAUGAAGCCCUCAAGUACUUCAAGUCACAGAGACACAUCACAGGUCGACAGGCUCAAUGGGCCAUACUACUAGCAGACUUCGACUUCAUAUUGCAGUAUCGACCAGGAGACAAAGGUGGUGAACCUGAUGCUCUCACCAGAAGGACUGACAUGCAACCAGCUGGUGAAGAGCAGGAUCACAAUGUGAGGCAACUACUGCCUCCUCGAGUGUUCAAGGAGACAGCAGACCAUGACUCGACCCUAGUGGCCCCUAUGCUCUCGAUGGAGUCCAUAGCAUCAAAAGGUCUCAAAGACCUGGUCAAGAUCUUCCAGCCCUUAGACCAAGAGCUACAGGAGAUACAUAGGAAGAAGCCCUUCGAACUCAAGGACGACCUAUGGUACAGUGGAGGAAGGUUGGUUAUCCCCAAAGUAACCAUGCCAGGGAGGACCAACAACCGACACUCAAGGAGUGCCAAAGAGGUAGAUGGACAGUCCCUCUCUGUAGAGCAUCUGCGAUUCAUGGUGAUGACCCAAUGCCAUGAUGGUAUCACUGCUGGACAUGUGGGAAGAGAUGCUACCAUCAAGGCAGCUCAACGACAUUACUGGUGGCCAAACAUGACAGCUUGGAUUGCAGACUAUGUAGCAAGUUGUCCUGUAUGUGCUAGGUACAAAGCUCCUCGUCACCGUCCAUAUGGUUUGCUACAGCCACUAGCAACACCAGACAGGCCCUGGGGCUCCAUAUCCCUCGACUUCAUCGAAGGACUACCACCAUCGAAGAAGUAUGACUCCAAGACCUAUGACUCUAUCUUAGUCAUUGUCGACAGGUUAACCAAGUUUGCCAUACUAGCUCCAACCCAUAAGAUGGUCAUGGCCAAACAGACUGCAGUGUUGCUAUAUGGACACAUGGUUAGACUCUUCGGAUACCCAGAUCACAUGGUCUCGGACCGAGGCAGGCAGUUCAUAUCAGGAGCAUGGAAGGCAUUUGCAGAGCAAAUGGGUGUGAAGCACUCACUUAGCACGGCUUACCAUCCUCAAACUGAUGGUCAGACAGAGAGAGUCAAUCAGGUCAUAGAGCAAUACCUCAGGAUGUACUGCAACUAUGAACAGGAUGACUGGGCCAACCUGCUGGACACUGCAGCCUUUGUAUACAACAACACAGUCCACAACAGCAUUGGAGUCAAUGACCCAGGUUGCUUCGAGUACCUCAUGGAUGGAAAGGAGCGUUGCAAGUACCUCCAGGAGCAGAUCAGAGAGGCACAACAUAGAUCAGUAGACCAGUAUAACAGGAAGCACAAGGACAUCGAGUUUAAGGUGGGUGAUAUGGUCUAUAUCAACCGUCGAAACUGGAAGACACGGAGACCCACACCCAAGUUAGAUACCUGGUUUGCAGGACCCUACCCAGUUCAGGAACAGGUAGGACACCGAGCUUAUCGAGUCACAUUGCCAGCAAACCUUAGGGUGCAUGAUGUGUUCCAUGUCUCCAUGCUCGAGCCAGCAAGAACAAGUUCUCUUCCUCAACAUGCUGAACAGCCCACCAUACCAUCACUUCCAGAUGAGGACCUCGACUUCGAAGUCGAAGCACUCAUCGACAAGCGUUCACACAAUGGGACUACAGAGUACAAGGUGUUGUGGAGAGGGUACUCAGAUGAAGCUGCUUCAUGGGAACCAGUAGAGAACCUCAACUGUCCCGACCUCAUCCAGGAGUAUGAGGUGUUGGAGGGGGGAUGA
This is a messenger RNA of Ustilago hordei, 3309 nucleotides long. RefSeq lists its product as uncharacterized. The record is from RefSeq and is a predicted model, not a curated record. The coding region runs from base 1 to 3309 and encodes 1102 amino acids. Gene Ontology annotation, biological process: DNA integration. The transcript is spliced from 3 exons. Gene Ontology annotation, molecular function: nucleic acid binding. NCBI's taxonomy places the organism in Eukaryota, Fungi, Basidiomycota, Ustilaginomycetes, Ustilaginales, Ustilaginaceae.